Stylonychia lemnae is the source of this 3393-nucleotide messenger RNA. Lineage: Eukaryota; Ciliophora; Spirotrichea; Sporadotrichida; Oxytrichidae. The record is from the annotation of a GenBank genome assembly.
AUGUAGUGUCCGAAUUGUAUCUAAAACUAUCAAUCAGAAGUCCAUAUCCCAAGAAUUCUGAUUGGAUGUGGUCAUACACUUUGUGAAAAGUGUAUUCUUUCUGGUUUUUCCAUGAGUCAGAAUAGCAAUAGUCAGAAAUUAGCUUUGGAAUGCCCGGAAUGUGGAACUAUAAAUGAAGCUGAAUCAGUCAAUAGUUUCCCUAAAAAUCUAGCUUUACUAAACAUGAAUCCGUAGGUAACGCCAACUUUACAGUAAAAACAGCAAAAUCCAAUCUCAAACAGGUUAAGCAAGAAACCUGUAUUAGGCAGCAAGGAUCUAACAAAAGCAAUGAAAUCACCCAGAAAAGAAGAACCCUUAUGCAACUAGCACAGUAAAAAGCUUGAAGCCUUUUGCUAAAAUGAUAAAAUUACACUUUGCAUUGAUUGUAUCCUGUCGGAUCAGCACAAGACUCAUGAGAUACAUUCAAUUUAGAAAGCUGUUGAAAUUGAAAAAGAAAAUAUCCAAACUAAACACUAACAAAGUCAGGAUCUAUCAUAGUCUUUAUAAGAUUAAAACAAUGAUAUAUUAGGCCACCUUGAUAUGCUAAAUGAGCAGUCAUAGAAGAACACAAUUGAUAUAAAACAAGUAUUUUAGGAGAUCAGAUAGAUUAUUGAAGAAAAAGAGCAGCAAAUACUGCAGAAUAUAUAGAAAAUGCUUUAGAAAGAGGAGUAGUAUUUGAUGGAUAAGCAUUAAUCUAACAAUACUUAAAUCGAUGUGAUCAGCAGCUUUGACAGAGAAUGUAGAAUAAUCCAAGAUGAAGAUGAAAUCAAGAUUCUAAGUAAAAUCAAGCAGAGAUAAGAGAUGAGUGAGAAAUCUCUGUUACAAGUAGGCAAGGUAAGCUUUAAUCAUGUCUUCAGUGAUGUAAAGAGAGAAAAAGAAUUUACAAAUCUCUCAAAAGUAUUCAAAGAUCUCUCAAAUAGUAAGGAUCUAGCAUAAACUGCAAAUUCAGCAAUCAACUCAGCUGUAACAACCAAAUCAUCAUUUUAGUAGAGUGCACCUUAAUCUACAUAAAAUGCUACUGCUAGUUCAAAUUAUAUGCAAGUUACUCACAGUUGGGCAAAUAAAAACAAACCUGGAACUGGUUAAACAAAUAUUUAAUAAAAUAAUCCACCAACUUAAGCAAACAAUCAGAGUAAUCUCAGAGGAGCAAAAGUUGGUACAUCUUCUCUAAGAUCACAAUCGAAAGAUAGGAGAAUGAUACCUUAGAAAAAGAAAAAUGAUAAAGCAGUGGCUGAUAUGACAGGGGGAUCAGGUAGCAGUGGGAGUUACAAUUAAGGAAACUCCUAAAGUAAUAACAAUACUAAUGGUAACAUUGUAUAAACUCCAAGCAGUCAAAAUAAGGGGAAAGUUUAAGAAUUGUACAGGCAAACUAAUAACUAAUCGAAUCUUACCAAGCAAGUAUCCUCUUCUAGUUCUGGUGGGAACUUUGAAGAUUUAGCAAAGGCUUUUAAAACUGGAAAGGAAUAUGCUAUGAAUAGUACUGGUUCAAGCAGUGCAACUAAUAACUCAGCAAGUCAGAAUAAUAUUCAAGUUCUUAGUUAAUAAACCUCAGUGAAAGAAAAGAAAAUUAAUCCUAUACCAAUGCCAGUGCAAUCACAAUCAGCCAGCAAUCUGAAUAAUAAUGUCAGUCCUAGACCCAAGACUACUAGUUGCUAUAUACCAAGAGCCACUAACUAGACCUAAUAGUCCUUGACAAGCCUUGACUAAUAGAACAGCUCUUAAAAAGACUCAAAGCCUUUAGUUAAAAAUACAAAUAAUAAUCAAUCAACAGAGAACCUUCUUUUAAAAGGUAACAAUGUAAUAGGUAAAAAUCAGCCUUAAAGUUUAGCAGAGUUGAGGAAUAAAGUAAAAUCUUAGAAAAAUGAUGCUUUGAAGCAAGCUCUAUAAACUCAAGAGGAAAAUAUUAACAUGCUUUAGAAAUACAAGACUCAGAUUGAUAAUGAGAAGUAGAUUAGCAAGCAAAAUGAAGAGAAUUCAGAUAGGCAGUAUGAUAGCUAAUAGUCGUAGAAAGAUCCUCUAUAGGAGAAAAAAUAAAAGGAGUAGGAAAGAAAACAAGAACUACUAUAGAAAGCCUUAGGCCUAAGUGGAAGUAUCGAAGGCAAGGAAAAUAUGGGGAUAAAGAGUUCGAAGCAAACGUAAAAGAAGAAGUAUUUGAAUCAGCCAGGAGGAGUGGUAACUGCUAAAAAUAACAACUAGAAUCAACUGACCGUCUGUCACGUUGACCUUGUAAAUGACUCCUCUCCAUUCGAUUAUAAUUCAGAUUAAAAGUAGAAUCACGGAGGAUUGGAGAGAACCUAAACUUUUGACAUUUGUAAUGAUAAAAAGCUAAUGAGUGAAGAUCUGUACCCACAGUUGAAUGAACAUGAAAUGAGAGGCAACAUGUCAAUUACUAAGUCCAUAGUAGACUACUAUCAUUCAUACAAGCAUAAUAUAGGUGAAGAUGAUCUAAUGAGUCUAUGCAGAAAUAAUCAACAAUUCAUCUAUGUCAUUUCCGGAUUUUGCGAUGGAUCUUUAGGACAUGUAGAGAGAUUGAAUGUUGAGACCAUGAAAUGGGAGGAAUUAGCUUAAGUUUAAGUACCAAGGACUAAAUUCUGUGUAGUAUAAAGCCCUACACCAGGUGAAUUCUACAUUCUAGGUGGAAAGGAUCAAAAUGGUUAACGAACUGAUGCUAUAGAAUGCUUUAAUUGUCUUGAAAAUAAAUGGUCUCUGUUGACAGAUAUAAAGUUAAGAAAGGCAAGGUCAGGUUUCGCAGCUGUUUCACUUAAAUAUGAGAAUAAGAUAUAUGUGAUAGGUGGAAACGAUGGAAGAGUUUAGAAUAGAGUAGAGAGUUUGAAUUUAACUACCAAGUAAUGGAGUAAGAUACCAAAAAUGAAUAUGAAGAGAGAUGAACUUGCAGCCUGUAUUGGACCAGAUAAUAAAAUCUAUGCGAUCGGAGGAUAUGGUGGUGGUGAUAAUGCUUGCUUAUCAUCGGCUGAAAGAUUUGAUCCUUCCUCUGGCAAAUGGGAAUUAAUAGCUCCAAUGAAGGAAGCUAGAAGAGCUCUGACAGCAGUGGCAUUGCCUGAUGGUAUAUAUGCCAUUGGUGGAUACAAUGGUAAAGAAUAUAUAAAUACAGUGGAGAGAUACGACUUCUUUGCAAAUGAAUGGACAUAAAUUAAGCCUAUGAAUUAGGCUAGAUGCACUCUUGCUGCUGUUGCAUCAAGUGACUGUUAAUAUAUUUAUGCAAUUGGAGGAUUUAACGGUCUUCCACUUAAUGCAAUCGAAAGAUAUGAUAUAACUAAUGAAGAAUGGGAUGAAAAUAUACCUCCUAUGCAACAGAAAAGAUUCAUGCAUUCAUGUAUUAUGGUAAAUCUCUGA